GGGGAAUUCUGAUGGGUUUCCAUGGUGAGUGUCUCCUAGCCUUGGAGCCUCGCCAUGCUUGCCAUUCUUCCCCUCUUUUAACUUGGCUUUCCCUCCUUCAACUUGGUGGUGUGCGGCAGGCUUCACCAGUGCGACCUCAACGACUCCCCUCACUGACGGAUUCUCAGCAUGAGCGACACUUCCUCGCCAGAUGUGUCUCAUGGCACUUGUUACUACGCACAGAACUCGGAAGCCAAGGGCGACUUUAUUCCAUGUGGGAAUAUUGAGUGGGGGGAUUGGCCAUGUUGCCAUGUUGGGAGCAUAUGUCUAGGUUAUGAUGACUCCAAUGCCUGCUGGGACUAUGAUACCGGAAACACUUAUGUGGCAGGCUGUACCGACAGCGGGUACUCGGCGAGAGUCUGUCCAAACAAGACCCCAUUGUUUGACGAUCAAGAAUGGGUAGCCAUACAACAAUGCGAAAGCAGUGACGACGGCAUGCAGUGGGGCGGAUGCGAAGUUGACACCGACUUGACCAGCUUGACCAGGCUUCCCCACAGCAGCUGCGAUCCCUACUGCUCCUCGAUUCCCGUAUACGUAGGGUCUAAAACGCUAUCUGCGUACGCUACCGUACCUUCGCGCGCUGGGGGAACCAUUAUAUGGACAAACGGAUUCGACCCUAACACCUUGAAGGCCCCAAAGUCUACGACUACGAGCCAAAGCGCGACCGAAUCCUCACAGCAAGUGUCCACCUCCGCCUCAGCCUCAUCCCAGACAACAUCAACAUCCAUCCCAACCACAUCAGCCCACUCCGACGACAACAGCCUCUCCACAGGCGCAAAAGCAGGCAUCGGCAUCGGCUCCGUAGGCGCAGCCCUCUUCUUCGUCGUUGCCAUCCUGCUAGGCCUGCUCGUUAGACGCCGAAGAAGAAAGAACCGCGAGAACAACAACAGCCACUACACCAUGCCGCCCGACCAGCAAUCAGGCUACUAUGACCCCAAUACCACAGCAGGCCCGCAUUCAUCCCCGCCCCAAGGCCCUUACGAGGGCUUCAAGUCUGAGCUACCGGCCGACGCACCUGUGCGACAUGCAUCGAGCCCGCUUUUCAAGGUAGAUGGCAACAGCAUUCUGAGCCAGAGUCCGCACUUGAGCACAGGGACGGGGACGUCAAAUUCGCCGUAUCAGGCGUAUAGUCCGUAUAAUGAGGGGUCUACCAUUUCGGAUGCGUCGACUUUGCCUGGCGGUGGGGGUGGGUAUGCCAGGCAUGUCUCGCCGCAGACCACGGGGGAGCUUCAGGGAUCACCGCCGCCUGGCCAAGGGGGUCACGGGGCAAUGGCACCUAUCCAGGAACUUCAGGGGUAGUUAGGAAACUGAUAGAGAUUCUAGGAGACUUUGGGGCGUAAAUGAGAGCGAGACCUGGAGAUUUUCGGUAUCUGUUUGCUCUGCGUGGCUUGGGCUUUAAUCAAUCGGAUGCGAGCAUCUAUACUUCCAAGUACCUCGGC
Pseudomassariella vexata is the source of this 1478-nucleotide messenger RNA. RefSeq lists its product as uncharacterized. The transcript has 2 exons. Bases 169 to 1338 code for a protein of 389 amino acids. The record is from RefSeq and is a predicted model, not a curated record. Lineage: Eukaryota; Fungi; Ascomycota; Sordariomycetes; Amphisphaeriales; Pseudomassariaceae.